Molecule: messenger RNA, 729 nt
Organism: Trypanosoma conorhini
Lineage: Eukaryota; Euglenozoa; Kinetoplastea; Trypanosomatida; Trypanosomatidae
Exons: 1
Coding region: 1-729 (242 amino acids)
Source: RefSeq, a predicted model, not a curated record
AUGCCGUCCGGAAGCCCUCAAAGCCUUGCCAGCGCUCUUGACCGCCCUGACUCAUUUGAGGAUUGGCUUCUUGGGACGCAUUAUUCCCAUAACUACUUAGCGGCGCUGCGGCUGCAGGGGCGCCCGAGUCCUGUUGCUUCUAGAGGGCAACCAAAAGUUAUUUCCGUCGCCAAAGGUAAGCAGCACUCUCGGACGCCACAUCAGGGGAUGUCACCUCGACCAAAUGUGUCAGCAAAUAAUGGUGUGCAGGGGAUGAAAAAGCGCCAGCAGCAUGAUGCAAAGAAAGUUGGGGAAGAAAAUGCGGAAAUGGUACUUCCUAAUUCUGGCAUUUCCACGGGGAGGAGAAAUAACGCCGCGUUGGGGACUACAGAGGCCCAUCUGGAUGACCCACUAGAUGCGGUGGCAACCCGGGAUCUUCUUCGGGACUCGUACUAUCGAAUAAGGAAUUCAUGCACUGGAACCUUUCCGCCUCUUCUAACUCCCUUUAAGCGUUCGUUGUGGACGUACAAAACGGUGAAUGAUACACAAGGUGAACUUUUCAUUGGAGGUAGAGCUAUAGGAGAGAAGCACGAUCUGUCUGACGCGUCAUAUUCAUUGAAAAACUCACACGAUAUUGUAGAUGUACCAUUCGAUCAACGGCCCGUCAAGGUGAGAAACCAUCCUUCCACUGGCCCUCCUUGCUUUGCUCCAACCCCAACUUCUUACAGAUGGCUCACGAGCAUGCGUUGA